Molecule: messenger RNA, 1083 nt
Organism: Nymphaea colorata (pocket water lily)
Lineage: Eukaryota; Viridiplantae; Streptophyta; Magnoliopsida; Nymphaeales; Nymphaeaceae
Product: S-type anion channel SLAH4-like
Exons: 3
Coding region: 1-1083 (360 amino acids)
Biological process (GO): intracellular monoatomic ion homeostasis; transmembrane transport
Cellular component (GO): membrane
Molecular function (GO): voltage-gated monoatomic anion channel activity
Source: RefSeq, a predicted model, not a curated record
AUGGCUGGGUCUGAUCAGUCCUCUCCUUUCUUGGCUCGGUUCCACGCAGACCUUUUCCGCGUCUCCAUGGCCCUCGCGAGCCAAGCUGUCCUAUGGAGGACACUCAGCUCCGGCUCCUUCUCCGAUCCAUGGCCUCCCAUCUUCACCUCCAUCGCCGAGAAGUCCUUCUGGCUGCUGGCUGCAGCCGUCCUCUCCUCCUCCACCCUUGCCUACCUCUUCAAGUCCAUCUUCUACUUCCACAUCGUCAAGGCCGAGUUCCUCGACCGGUGGCGGGUCAACUACCUCUUCGCCCCUUGGAUUGCCGCUAUCUUGCUCCUCCAGUGCGUCCUCCCUUCCAGCAUCUCGAGGACCAUCUGGUGUGCCUUCACCAUUCCUAUACUGCUGCUGGAGGUGAAGAUCUACGGCCAGUGGUUCACCAAGGGCAAGCGCUUCCUCUCCACUGUGGCCAACCCUUCCACCCACCUCUCCCUCAUCGGCAACUUCGUCGCCGCGCAGACUGCCGCCCGGCUCGCCUGGCUCGAACUCGGCUUGUUCUUGUUCUCCAUAGGCAUCAUACAUUAUGUUGUGGUGUUUGUCACAUUGUAUCAGCGCCUUCCUUGCACCGGGUCUGUCCCGGUGCAACUACGGCCGGCGUCCUUUUUAUCGAUCGCUGCGCCUAGCGUGGCGUCCAUUGCAUGGGAAGCGGUCUCCGGCCACUUCGGCUCCGGUUGCAAGAUGCUGUACUUCCUCUCCCUCUUUCUCUUCACGUUGCUAGUAGUCCGGCCGACGCUUUUUGUGAAGGCAAUGAGGAGGUUCAGUUCUGCAUGGUGGGCUUACGUCUUCCCCGUCACAAUGCUCGCUCUCUCCUCAGCUGAAUAUGCGCAGGAAGUGCACACCGGCUUAGCUCAUGCGAUCAGAAGGGUCAUAUCCAUGGCUUCACUGCUUAUGACCCUCGCCUUGAUCCUGCUCACCGUUGUUCAUAGGAAGGUCAUCUUUGCUAAUACGCGUCAACAAAAUUCUCAAGCAAAAGUUAUGCCCAUGGCUUCACCGUCUAGGGCAAUGGAGGAGCCCGAGCCUUCUUCAUCCCCGUCUCUUCCUCUGUAA